Messenger RNA from Dromiciops gliroides (monito del monte), 1382 nucleotides. RefSeq names its product zinc finger protein 606-like. The record is from RefSeq and is a predicted model, not a curated record. Lineage: Eukaryota; Metazoa; Chordata; Mammalia; Microbiotheria; Microbiotheriidae. Bases 601 to 1233 code for a protein of 210 amino acids. The transcript has 5 exons. Gene Ontology annotation, biological process: regulation of DNA-templated transcription.
CUUCCCUGACUCCUCCUCUUCUUCCUUCUUCCCUCGUUGUCAUGGAAACUUGAGUGCGACUUCCUGCUUCUGUCUCGCCCCCAGGCUGGUGCCCUUGGGAUCCAGGUCCUUCUUCCCUAUAGUUGCCAUGGGGACCUAGGGCUCACCCUUCCCCAGUCGUUGUCAUGGAAACCUCAAGCUAAGCCUAAGUCCCGACGCUUCCAGGGAGCAGAAAGGGGACUGUAGUCAACCCCCUUGAUUCGCGGACUCCAUUUCCCCAGAAAAACCCUGCGAGAGGGUUAAAGGCAGGCCAGAAGUUCCCGCCGCUAGACAGCGACAGCAUGAGGCCCUGGACGCGGAGUUUCCGCUCUCUUCCUCUCGGGGCCCUGCCGCUGAGACAACUAUGCGGAGCGUCACCCCCAAGCUCAAGGGCUCUAAGGCCUGGUCCUCCUUUUGAUCAAAGAGGCUGGUGGGUGUGGUAGUCCACCUCAGAGAUUCUGGGAUUCGUAGUCUGGUGGCAUCUCGAGGCACAGGCGCAGUACAUCAUCGCAAGGCUUGGCCCCAAGUGCUUUUGCCCCGCUCUGCCGGUACCGCCCUGUUUGCACACAGUCAUUGCAGGAAAUGUUGGGGGAAGGGGUCCUGGAGGCCCAGCUCCCCAAGGCCAAGGCUGGAGAGGCCAAGGAAGGCUACUGCCUUUGGGGGAGGCCACCUCAAGGAGAGGCUUUCGGCGACUGGCUACCCAUGGAAGGCCUGCUGGCUCUGCCUUCUCAGGACUUGGCCUUGCCUGAAGCAGGCAUCCCACAGGAGGUGGGAGAGGCCCUGGGGCGGCUGACAGCCACACCCCAGGAGCCCGUGACCUUCAGGGACGUGGCCGUGGACUUCACCCCCGAGGAGUGGGGGCAGCUGGGCCUUGCUCAGAGGCAGCUGUACCGGGAUGUGAUGCUGGAGACCUACUGGAACCUGGUCUCCCUGGAUCAGGAGUCAACUCCAAAGCAAGGCUUUGCUGAGGAAGAGGAUGAGCAGGGGAUAAUCACGGAUGGACCUUGGGUCCAAGCUGGGAAAACCUGGGAGGAAUGUGAAGACAUGUUGGAGAAGCAUCAUAAGAAACAAGGGAGAGACUUUCUGAGGAAAAGACUGUUGCCCUAUGAAGGGAAUGACCAAGAAGUUAAAAACUGGGGAGGAGCCUCAGUUUGGGAUUACUUCUCAUAUGCAACCAAAAAUUCUAAGGGGAAAGACUUCUCAAAUAUGGAAUGAACGUGGGAAGAGAUGCAAACAAAAUACAGACCUAAUGAGUCACUGAAAUCUAUUCAGGAAAGAAGUGUCAUAAAUGUCAUUACUGUGGGAAAAACUUUGCCCGGAUUUCACACUUUACUGAACAUCAGAGAAAUCAUACUGAGAGAAAC